UUCCUAGUCGACCUUCUGCGUUCAAUGUACACACGGCAUCGAAAUAAUUUCUUCCUCCACAUAGCUCCCUUUAAAGCUCUGUGUUUAUCCUAAUAAUUUAUUCAUCUACAUAGCUCCUUUUAAAGCUCUGUGUUUAUCCUAAAAACUUCUUCCUCUACAUAGCUCCCUUUAAAGCUCUGUAAUACUGAUCCUCUUUUUUAUCAUAUUAACCUUAUGACAAAACGUAAAUUCCAUGAAGUGGAUAACGGAGAAAAUAAUUAUUUUUCUUCUUCUUCUUCACCUUCGUCUUCUUUGUCUCCUUCAAGAGUUCCUCCACCUUCUUCUUCUGUCAUCUGGACGCAUGAUGUAUUUCCUAGCUUCCGCGGGGAAGAUGUGCGGAAACACUUUCUAAGUCACAUUCAGAUGGAGUUCGAAAGAAAAGGAAUCACUCCGUUCGUUGAUAAUGAAAUCAAAAGAGGAGAAUCUAUUGGUCCCGAGCUGAUCAAGGCCAUCAGAGGAUCUAAGAUUGCAAUCAUCUUGCUCUCUAGGAACUAUGCCUCCUCAAAAUGGUGUCUUGAUGAACUUGUGGAGAUUAUGAAGUGCAGAGAAGAGUUGGGUCAAACUGUAUUGGCUGUUUUCUACGAAGUGGAUCCAUCUGAUGUGAAAAAUCUAGCAGGAGAUUUUGGGAGAGUCUUUAGAAAAACUUGUGCUGGUAAAACAAAUGAAUGCAUUGAGAGAUGGAGACAAGCUUUUGCAAAAGUUGCUACAAUCGCUGGCUAUCAUUCAGGCAGCUGGGAUAAUGAAGCGGCCAUGAUCGAGAAAAUCACCACUGAUAUUUUGGACAUGCUGAAUAAUUUCACACCAUCAAAUGAUUUCAACGGCUUAGUUGGCAUGGAAGCUCAUUUGCAAAAGAUGGAACCAUUGUUAUGCCUAGAUUCGAAUGAGGUGAGGAUGAUUGGGAUUUGGGGUCCUCCUGGGAUUGGGAAGACCACAAUCGCUAGAGUUGCAUUCAACCAAUUCUCCAACAGUUUUCAACUGAGUGUCUUUAUGGAUGAUCUCAAAGCAAACUAUUCAAGACUGUGUUCCGAUGACUACAGCUUAAAGUUGCAACUACAACAACAGUUUAUGUCUCAGAUAACAAACCAUAAGGAUAUGGUGGUUUCUCAUUUGGGAGUUGCCUCAAAUAGGUUGAAGGACAAGAAAGUUCUUGUUGUUCUUGAUGGCGUGGACCGGUCACUACAACUAGAUGCGAUAGCCAAAGAGCCUUGUUGGUUUGGUCCCGGGAGUCGGAUCAUAAUCACAACACAAGAUCAGAAAAAUUUUAGAGCACAUGGGAUUAACCAUAUUUACAAGGUUGAUUUUCCAACAAAUGAUGAGGCUCUUCAAAUCUUUUGUACGUAUUCUUUUGGUCAAAAGUUCCCUAAAGAUGGUUUUGAGGAGCUUGCUUGGGAAGUUACACAACUUGCUGGUGAACUCCCUUUGGGGCUACGGGUUAUGGGUUCCUACUGUCGUGGAAUGUCCAAGCAAGAGUGGAAAAAUUCGCUACCAAGAUUAAGGACUAGCCUUGAUGCUGAUAUUCGAAGCAUUUUGAAGUUCAGCUACGAUGCCUUAGAUGAUGAAGAUAAAGAUUUAUUCCUUCAUAUAGCCUGCUUCUUCAACUAUGAAAGGAUUCACAAAGUGGAAGAGUAUCUUGCAAAGAAGUUCUUGGAAGUGAGGCAAAGACUUAACGUCUUGGCUGAGAAAUCUCUCAUAUGGAUCGACGAAUGGGGAUAUAUAGAGAUGCAUGGUUUGCUAGAAAAACUAGGUAGAGAAAUUGUUUGUAAACAAUCUAUUUAUGAGCCUGGACAGCGCCAGUUUAUGUAUGACGAAAGAGAGAUUUAUGAAGUACUAACUGGUGCUGCAACAGGUAGUAAAAGUGUCAUAGGCAUAGAUUUAGACUACAGCAGAGAGGGUAAAGAAAUAGAUAUAACUGAGAAAGCCUUUGAAGGAAUGUCAAAUCUCCAAUUCUUAAAAGUAUAUGGUGCUCCCGAUACACUGCAAUUAACUCGAGGUCUUAACUAUUUGUCUCAUAAACUUCGAUUACUACACUGGAGUCAUUUUCCAAUGUCAUGUUUUCCUUGCAAUGCAAACUUGGAGUUCCUUGUCGAACUAAUCAUGAUUGGCAGCAAGCUUGAGAAGUUAUGGGAAGGAAUUAAACCGCUUCGAAGUCUGAAAUGGAUGAAUUUGAGUGGUUCUGUAAACUUGAAGGAGCUUCCUGAUCUCUCAACUGCCACCAACCUUGAGAAAUUGAAUCUGAAUGAUUGCUCAAGCCUGGUGAAGCUCCCGCCCGCUAUUGGGUAUACAAAUAAUCUUGAGAAAUUGUAUCUUCGUCAUUGCUCGAGUCUAAUCAAACUCCCUUCUCUGAGUGGAAACAGUCUGGAGAAACUAGAUAUCAGUGGAUGCUCAAGUCUUGUGGAGUUUCCCUCCUUUAUUGGGAAUGCAGUUAAUCUCCGAGAAUUGGAUCUUAGUAGUUUUCAAAAUCUGUUGGAGCUCCCUUCCUAUGUUGGGAAUGCCACCAACUUGGAGAAUUUAAAUCUUGGUCAUUGCUCAAAUCUGGUGGAUCUUCCUCUCUCUCUUGGAAACCUUCAGAAGCUGAAAGAACUGAGAUUAAAAGGAUGCAGUAAGCUAGAGGUUCUCCCCACCAACAUCAAAUUGGAAUCUUUGGAUCUACUUGAUCUCAGUGAGUGCUCAAGUCUUGAUCUCGGUGGAUGCUCCAUUAUCGGAAAUGCUGUCGAUCUCAGAACAUUGGCCAUUAACAAUCUACCACAAUUGUUGGAUCUCCAUUCCUUUAUUGAGAAUGCCAUUAAUCUCAAGAACUUAGAACUUAGUUUCUCAAAUCUGGUAGAACUUCCUCUCUCUCUUGGAAACCUUCAGAAGUUGCAGCGGCUGAUGUUAGUAGGUUGCAGUAAGCUAGAGGUUCUUCCCACCAGCAUCAACUUGGAAUCUUUGGAUGAACUUAGUCUCUGUGAUUGCUCCAUGUUGAAAAGCUUUCCCCAUAUCUCCACAAACAUUAGAUAUCUUAACCUCAAAGGAACUGCGAUAGAACAAGUGCCUCCCUCUAUCAGGUCAUGGCCUCGUCUUAAAGUGUUUCAGAUGUCAUACUUUGAAAACCUCAAGGAAUUCCCUCAUGCUCUUGAAAGAAUCACAUGUCUGUCUUUGACCGACACAAAGAUACAAGAGGUUCCUCCGUGGGUCAAGAAAAUCUCUCGUCUAAGGGAUUUCGAGCUCAAUGGAUGCCGAAAGUUGGUAUCACUCCCGCCGAUUUCAGAGUCCAUCAAUUCCAUUGAUGCAAGUGACUGUGAGUCCCUGGAGAUGAUAGAGUGCUCCUUUUCCAAUCCACAUGCUUGGUUCCACUUUUCCAACUGCUUGAAACUGAAUCAAGAGGCGAGAGACCUCAUCAUCCAGACUAGUAGUAGAUAUGCAGUCUUACCAGGUGGACAAGUGCCUGAAUACUUCACUCACCGAGCUACUGGUGGAGGUCCAUUGACAAUCAAGUUGAAUGAAAAGCCUCUUUCCAAAUCCAUGAGAUUUAUAGCAUGCAUCUUGCUGGUUGAUAAAGGUGACCACGACGCUUGCUCUGAAAAGAAAUCGACGCAAGUGUUUGUUAUGUAUAAAAAUAACAGUGAAGUUUUGUUUCCGGCUUUAGCAGAGCACCUGUACACAUUCCGAAUCGAAGCCGAGGUUACUUCAAGCGAGCUUCUCUUUGAGUUCAAGCUGAAAACGGAUGACGUUUGGAAGAUAGGAGAAUGCGGACUAGUCCUAGACUUGUAAGUGGUCCCUUGAUAUUGAUGUGAGCUUGAGCGGUGGUGACCAUGGCGGAUGUGAAACAUACUCUAAUGUUAAUUGGUCUCUCUGUUUAUUGUUCUCUAGCGUAUUCCUCUGUUUUUUUUUAUUUUGGGAUGUGGUGGUUUUUCCCGACAGAACAGAGACAUGUUAUCUACUUUUUCUCUCUCUUCUCAUUGUUCAUUUAAUUCAGAAUCCAUACUUUACCUACCAUAUAUGAUUUUGUCAUAUAAUUCCCUGAGUACAUUUUUACACAAUGUACUUAAUUGAUAAAAGACUUUCAUUGUGGCU
This is a messenger RNA of Brassica napus (rape), 4092 nucleotides long. RefSeq names its product disease resistance protein TAO1-like. The transcript has 4 exons. Lineage: Eukaryota; Viridiplantae; Streptophyta; Magnoliopsida; Brassicales; Brassicaceae. The record is from RefSeq and is a predicted model, not a curated record. Bases 214 to 3789 code for a protein of 1191 amino acids. Gene Ontology annotation, molecular function: ADP binding. Gene Ontology annotation, biological process: defense response; signal transduction.